Oncorhynchus tshawytscha (Chinook salmon) is the source of this 399-nucleotide messenger RNA. RefSeq names its product sarcolipin-like. The coding region runs from base 301 to 396 and encodes 31 amino acids. Gene Ontology annotation, molecular function: enzyme regulator activity. Lineage: Eukaryota; Metazoa; Chordata; Actinopteri; Salmoniformes; Salmonidae. The transcript is spliced from 2 exons. The record is from RefSeq and is a predicted model, not a curated record. Gene Ontology annotation, cellular component: membrane.
AUCCAGAAACUAUAUCUGAACCUUGGGCAGUCGAUUGGCAGGAGGUUACUUUAGGGGUGGACCCUGGCCCUCAGGACUGUAGAAGACAGACGGACAACUCUGAAACACCGACCACAGGAUUACAGAGGACCGUUGCCUGUCACACCCACCACCAGACCCAGCCAGAUUACACCUUCAGAGACUUUUGCCUCCCUGACAGAGUGACCUGCCCUCCCAAGCAAGGUGUGAGGACCCUCAUCCUUCCUGUCUCCACACAUUCCCAUUCUUCUUCUCCUCUGCUGCCGCACCUCUCAGGGCAGAAUGGACCGGUCUGUGCAGGAGCUGUUUCUGAACUUCACAGUAGUCUUGAUCACUGUGCUGCUCAUGUGGAUCCUAGUCAAGACCUACCAGGCCUGAACC